AAUUAAGCUCGUUGAUGGGGAAGCAGGGGCAAAGCUUUUAUAAUGUGUAUAAAAAGAAACGCCCCCAUCCCUGACCACUGCUACUCUGCCGCAUCACCGAAGCAGUAGGAGCACGAAGACGGAGAUGCAGUCGAGGACUAUGCCAUUGGAGGAAGUUAAGGAGUCUACAGUUACAGGCAGAACAAACCAAUCUAGGGUUUUCCCUCUGAGAAUUAUUCAGCUGUUUGUGCUGUUUGUGGUACUGUGUAUUUCCUUUUCAAUCAUUAGUAUAUACAUGAUUCCGCAUUUUGGAGUACGCACUGUUGUAACCAUGGCACAGCCCAGCUUACGGCCAUGUUUCGAAGAGCCGAACAGUUUACAGUGGUGGAUCAGGCCUCCAUCCAAUCUACUUCAUAAGAUGACUGACCAAGAGCUCUUCUGGAGGGCAUCUUUUGUGCCACGAAAAAAGAAGUAUCCUUUCAGCAGAGUCCCGAAGAUUGCAUUCAUGUUCUUGACUAAGGGGCCACUGCCACUUGCGCCUCUUUGGGAGAGGUUUCUAAAGGGCCAUGAAAAACUUUAUUCGCUUUAUGUACAUUCGCUGCCAUCAUUCCAUGCUCAAUUCCCAUCCUCAUCGGUUUUCUAUGGUAGACAGAUUCCAAGCCAGGUGGCAGAGUGGGGGAGGAUGAGUAUUUGUGACGCUGAGAGGAGACUCCUUGCUAAUGCAUUGCUUGAUAUUUCCAAUGAAUGGUUUGUACUUCUCUCCGAAUCAUGCAUUCCAAUCUACAAUUUCAGCUUCAUCUACCACUACAUUAAUAGAUCCAAGUAUAGCUUCAUUGGAGCAUUUGAUGACCCUGGGCCAUAUGGGAGAGGGCGCUAUGAUGAGAAUAUGGCACCUGAGGUGAACAUUACCCAGUGGCGAAAAGGUUCACAGUGGUUUGAAAUCAAUCGUAGGCUUGCAAUCAACAUAGUGGAAGACACCACAUUCUACCCAAAGUUUAAAUACUUCUGCAGACCAGCAUGUUACGUGGAUGAGCACUACUUUCCAACAAUGUUAACCAUUCAAGCUGCAAGUACUUUAGCAAAUAGAAGCAUCACUUGGGUUGACUGGUCUAGGGGCGGGGCUCACCCAGCCACAUUUGGAAAAGCGGAUAUCACAGAGGAGUUUCUAAAGAGACUUCUUCAAGGUCGCCACUGCCUCUACAAUAAUCACUCCUCUUCGGUUUGUUAUCUUUUUGCGAGAAAAUUUGCUCCAAGUGCCUUGGAUCCUCUAUUACGGCUGGCACCGAAGAUUUUUGGCUUUUGAAGGGAAAGAGAAAAGCAGUGGGAGGAGUCAAUGGGGGGACACAUUCAAUUUAGGCAUCUGAUAAGCCUAUGCCCAUUUAUGGUAUGCAGUCUCCUUCUUGUACACUUGAUAUUACAAUUUCCAGGGAUUUUUAGAUGUAUAGAAAAGUUUACACCCAAUUUUAGCAUCAGAGUCUUGUUCACAUGUUUGAGUUUAUAAUUUCUUGAUUUUUUACCCAAAUUUUGGUUAGUUGAACGGGGUUUGUGGUCAAUAUAGUGUUAUAUUAUUGCA
Messenger RNA from Malania oleifera, 1552 nucleotides. RefSeq names its product glycosyltransferase BC10. The record is from RefSeq and is a predicted model, not a curated record. Gene Ontology annotation, cellular component: membrane. The coding region runs from base 125 to 1282 and encodes 385 amino acids. The transcript is spliced from 3 exons. NCBI's taxonomy places the organism in Eukaryota, Viridiplantae, Streptophyta, Magnoliopsida, Santalales, Ximeniaceae. Gene Ontology annotation, molecular function: glycosyltransferase activity.